AAAAAGACGGGUAAAGCUCUCGCGAGCUCGCAUUAACAACGCAUACUCUACACUACUCUAGUCGACUUUCACUCUCUAUAGGCCGGCCAGCCAGCCACACAAACGGCCAGUGCCUGUUUCCUUCGCUUUUACUGCCACCAUCGCCACCAGGCACGGCUCCUUCCCAGGUGGGGUGAGACACAACAAGUAUAUUCAUUAUCAACACCUUUCAAAUUCCAAUUUUGAUUCCAACCCAACUUAGAUCUCUACCUCAAUUCCGUUCUAGGCUUUUCUUACUAUGUAUGGUUUCAUCGAUCUCAACUCCGUAGACAACGACGACGACGAUGACACCUCGCCUCCACCGCCACCGCUCGAUUCCCCUUCAUCUGUCUGCUUAGAGCUGUGGCACGCUUGCGCUGGUCCUCUCAUUUCCUUACCCAAAAUUGGAACUGCCGUCGUUUACUUCCCACAGGGCCAUCUCGAACUCGUCUCCGAUUUUCCCGCCCCACUCCUAUUCGAUCUCCCUCCUCACGUUUUCUGUCGUGUUGUUGAUGUUAAGCUUCAGGCAGAGGCAGCCAUUGAUGAUGUUUAUGCUCAAGUCUUUCUAGUUCCUGAUGCUGAGAUUGAGGAGAAAUGGAGAAAAGGAGAUGUUAGUGCAGAAUAUGAUGAUAGAGGAGAUCAAGAACAUGUUGAUUCUGGUCAAACAAUUAGCACGCCUCACAUGUUCUGCAAAACUUUAACAGCUUCUGAUACUAGCACUCAUGGAGGUUUCUCUGUUCCUCGUCGGGCUGCAGAAGACUGUUUUCCUCCUUUGGAUUAUAAACAACAGAGACCAUCUCAAGAGCUUGUUGCAAAAGAUUUGCAUGGAACUGAAUGGAGGUUUCGCCAUAUAUAUCGAGGUCAACCUCGAAGGCAUUUACUCACUACUGGAUGGAGUGGAUUUAUCAACAGGAAGAAACUCGUCUCUGGAGAUGCAGUCCUCUUUCUUAGAGGAAGUGAUGGGGAGCUAAGAUUGGGAAUCAGAAGAGCAGCUCAAUUUAAGACUAGUAAUUAUUGCUCUGCUUCAACAAAUAUGAAUGCUGUUGUUCAUGCCAUAUCUAAAGGAAGGGUCUUCAACAUUUGUUACAAUCCUAGGGCUGGUUUGUCUGAUUUUCUAAUACCUUUCAAUAGAUUCAUUACAAGUGUUACACAUCCCUUUGUUGUUGGAUCGAGGUUCAUGGUGUGUGCAGAUGCAGAAGAUGGAGCUGACCGAAGAUCUGCUGGAGUAAUCACUGGAAUUGGUGAUAUGGAUCCUGUCCGAUGGCCAUGUUCAAAGUGGAGGUGUCUCAUGGUAAGGUGGGACGAUAGAGAAACACCCCGAAACAAUAGAAUUUCACCAUGGGAAAUUAAACCCUCAGGCUUUGUUUCCACCAGCAGCAGCACCGGUAACAACUUGAAAAGGAGUCGAAUCGAACACCCAUUAGCACAAGACUAUAGUAAGGUCUUGCAAGGUCAAGAAAUAAUCACCAAACUAAAAAGGUGCAGCCCCAUGGUGGGAAGAGUAGGACUUUUCGAGUCGUUGGGAUUCAGCAACAACACCAACAAUCGGGUCUUGCAAGGUCAAGAAAUAUUAUCAACAUCUCCUUUUUCGCCUUUACCAUCUGUACCCGCUUCAUUAUUCCACCAAGGAAGUGGAAAUACUCGUGUUUUACCUUCCAUUAUUUACAAUCCUUCCAGAUUUGAACCUGACCUACCUGUCCAUCCCCAUCGCCCUUGUAGAUUGUUUGGUUUUCCCCUAACCCAGGCUGCCCCAAACAAUAUUACCAGACCCACUUCUCAAGUUGUUUUCCCUUUUGUGAUCCAAAAGAACAACUCUUUGGCCAUGACUAAACUAGCUAGUGAUAUUCCACUUGAUAUUAAUGUGUUGCAAUAUUGAAUGUCUAAACUUUUUCAUUUUAUUUUAUUAUUAAACAAUGUUGUUAACUUAAUUUGCUAU
Molecule: messenger RNA, 1954 nt
Organism: Impatiens glandulifera
Lineage: Eukaryota; Viridiplantae; Streptophyta; Magnoliopsida; Ericales; Balsaminaceae
Product: auxin response factor 3-like
Exons: 8
Coding region: 278-1894 (538 amino acids)
Biological process (GO): response to hormone; regulation of DNA-templated transcription
Cellular component (GO): nucleus
Molecular function (GO): DNA binding
Source: RefSeq, a predicted model, not a curated record